Ectocarpus sp. CCAP 1310/34 is the source of this 1002-nucleotide messenger RNA. NCBI's taxonomy places the organism in Eukaryota, Phaeophyceae, Ectocarpales, Ectocarpaceae. The record is from the annotation of a GenBank genome assembly.
AACACCCCCGGUGGGUUUUGGACUUGUUCGUGUCCAGGACGGACGUAUAGUGAUUCGGACCUCCAGCGAGGCUCUAGCGAUGGUCGCUGCUGCUGUUCGUGCCAACACGGGUCGAGACCAAUUGGGAACGUUUUUGCGCCGCCUCCGUGCGAACACGGCGAUGCUGGGCUCUGCACCAGAUCGGCCCCGGCCCGCCGUCCGAUGUCUCCGUGCUCGCACGUACCCCUGAUGGCCAGGGUGAACGAGGGGUGGCGGCAGCUUCUCCUGCCCAACGUGGUGGUGGAGGGCAACCCGAACAAGAGGCUCAUGGCGGCGUGCGUGAAGCUGUACAAGGACUUGCUGCUGCUGGAGAACUUCGCCAUCAUGAACUACUGCGGGUUCAGCAAGAUCCUCAAGAAGCACGACAAGCUCACGGGGUUUAGGACUCGCGAGAGCUUCAUGAAGAACGUCGUGAACAACGCCCCCUUCGUGCAGUACCCGAAGGUCAUCAAGAUGCUCUCCGCAGUCGAGGCGCUCUUCAAGAACAUCGAGAGCCUGCCCUCGGCGAGUGCCGAGGCGGGCACGAGGGUUCCGCUUCGAGAGGAGCAGCUGUUCAUAGACACGAUGCUGACGAUCAACACCGAGGCCUUCCGCCUGCAGCAAGCGGAAGGGGCGGACAUCGGGCUCAACACGCCGGAGUUUAGCCACAAGCGCGACGGUUUCAGCGGGAAGCCUUCGGCGAUGAUUCCCAAGGGCCCCGUGCGCGCGACGACGACGGCGAAUGCCUCCGGCGGUGGCUGCAGCGGGGGCGUAGGCGGUGCCGGCGGCUUCCCUCGCAGCAGCGGCGCCAACGCCGCCGCAGGGAGGCUGUUGCACAUGGUGGCAGCGGCGGCGGCGCAAGUGGUAUCGAGAGAUUCUGAAGGCGGGGGGGUGCAGGGGGAUUCGGCGCCAGCGGUGGCCUGCGCGGAGACUGCGGAGGCGGCGGCGGCAGCGGCACGAAAGGGCGAGAACCCCGAGCGGUAG